UUUCCUGGAUCACUAAUACCCUGUAAAUGCAGAUUGCUUAUCGCUCCAAUCUCAGUCACAGCCUGUAUUCCAAACACAAGGGAAAACAAUUGUUGUCACUGCUGUUUGUGUUUUGUUUUAUUUUUCACUGCAUUGCAAUUUCUACAGUAGAAUUACAAUAAGCGCAGUGCUGUUUUGCCGUGCUGUGUCUGCCCUCAUAUCUCUCCAGCCCAUGAUUUAUAAACAUUAACAUAAACGAGACAAUUCUUUCUAUCCCAAAUGGAGAUUAGCACAACGUCAAAGAAAGGAGCGUGGACAGGAGGGAAGUCAUGGACACCCUGAACCUCUUGUCCUGAGCGACGCUCCUGGAAACCUUCGGCACCCUGCCCCCUCAUCUGCGCCACCCUCUGCUUGACCCCGCCCCUAACCCCAGGCACGGCCACCACACAGUAGGCCUUAAUCUGGCGGCCAUGGCUGGGGAGAAAAGUCGGCGCAGCACCAUGGACACCAAGCGCCUCGCAGGGCUGCUCCAGCGCAGUGCUGCCCGCACGCUGGUCAUUGACAGCCGCACCUUUUCAGAGUACAACACCUCACAUGUGCUCAGCUCUGUCAAUGUUUGCUGCUCCAAGCUGGUAAAGAGGAGGCUGCAGCAGGACAGAGUGUCUGUCACCGAGCUCCUGCAGCCCAACAGCAAGGUCAAGGUUGACCUGGGCAGGAAACAGGAAGUGGUGGUGUAUGACCAAAGCACCAAGGACACCAGCACACUCUCCAAAGACAGCUUUGUCUACAUUCUGUUGGGCAAGCUAGAGGGCAGCUUUCACAGAGUGUCCCUGCUCACAGGGGGGUUUGCGGCCUUCUCCUCUUGUUUCCCAGGCCUGUGUGAGGGCAAGCCAACUGCCAUCCUUCCCAUGAGCCUCUCGCAGCCCUGCCUGCCGGUGGCCAACGUGGGCCCAACACGUAUCCUGCCGCAUCUGUACCUGGGCUCCCAGAAGGAUGUGCUGAACAAGGACUUAAUGGCUCAAAAUGGCAUCACCUAUGUCUUGAACGCCAGCAACACCUGCCCCAAGCCGGACUUCAUCUGUGAGAGCCAUUUCAUGCGGAUUCCUGUCAAUGACAAUUACUGUGAGAAACUACUGCCCUGGCUGGACAAGACCAAUGACUUCAUUGACAAAGCCAAGGUGUCCAACUGCCGAGUCAUCGUCCAUUGUCUGGCAGGAAUUUCCCGAUCAGCCACCAUUGCCAUUGCUUACAUCAUGAAGACAAUGGGUCUGUCAUCAGACGAUGCCUACAGGUUUGUAAAGGAUCGUAGACCCUCAAUAUCACCCAACUUCAACUUCCUGGGUCAGCUGUUGGAGUUCGAGAAGGGUCUGCGGCUGCUAAAGGCCCUGUCCUCUGCCUCUGGGAAGGCAGCUGUGGCAGUGGGAAGGGAGGAGGAGGAGCCAGACCCCGUGGUGCAGGAGGCUAAUGGAGACAGUGUGGGACUGGAGAACGGCCACUCCAAAGUGGAGCCCGAGAACCAGGAGACGGAGUCCACGCUGCCAUCGCCCACGUCGCUUCAGCAAGGCUUCAAUGGUCUGCACCUGUCAGCUGAGCGCAUCAUGGAUACCAACCGCCUCAAGCGAUCCUUCUCCCUAGACAUCAAGUCGGCUUAUACCCCCAGCCACUGCCCCCAGGCCCCCCCGGCCCUGGCUGUCACCCCUGUGGAUUCAGAAGAUGUCCCCAAGCUCUGCAAGCUGGACAGCCCCGAGACAGCCAAUGGCGUUUGCCAGUUCUCGCCAUCAUUGGAUAGCCCAGGGUCGGCAGAGUCCGUGUGUUGUGGGGAGUCAAGGGUGCGGCAGAGGAGGAAAGGGAAGCCAGUGGGCAGCACCAGCAGCUCCCCAGCGCAUUCACUCAGCCUGAGCUUCAGCCACAGCGGGCCCAUCAACAAAAGUCCCAGCCUGGACGAGAACCUGAAGGCCUCGCUCCUGCUGACCCUGCCCAAUGUGGGCUCCAGUACAGCCUGGACCAAACACAGGGACACAGCGCAAGCCACCACGCCUGGCACACCCACAGGUGACGGGCCCUGGUUCUUUGGCGCUGAUCCAACAGGGCCCGGGGGCACAGUCCGCUUCGGGAGUGGCUCAGCCUACGUUACAUUCGGCUGCAGUGGGCUCACGGGCGGCUGCGAGGCUGUGCGCUUGCGGGAGAAGCCCCAGGACCGGCGGGAUGGACGGGGCAGCUGGCAUGAGGAUGCCCCCGGUGGUGGCAGUGGUGGUGGCACUGACAAACAGUUCAAGCGCCGUAGCUGCCAGAUGGAGUUUGAGGAAGGAAUCUCUGAGACACACUCCCGAGAGGAGCUGGGCAAGAUCGGCAAGCAGUCCAGCUUCUCUGGGAGCAUGGAGAUCAUUGAGGUGUCCUGACACACGGGGCCAUGGACCAGAUUGGACAGAUUUUGGGGAUGGGCAGUGGGACAGGAUGGAAUGGGGGGUUAAUUUAUAAUAUAUGAGUCUAUUUUUGUUGUGUAUAUUUAUGACUCUAUGAGAAACAAACAGCUGUGGAGUCCUUUGUCUCGGAGCAUGCCGGACAGUUGGGGAGGCUUCCAUGCCCAACCGUGUCUUUCAGCACAAACACACAGCGAUACGGGAGGGCAGCACUGACACUGGUGGUCACUAUGUACAUUACAAAACAAUGCAAAGUCAAAGUUCUCUUUUCAGGAAAAUCGACAUGCUUCCCUCUUGUUGCCCCAGCCAGGGCAGGUAAUAGUCCCUGUCUGCUGCUCUAGCAGCACCUUGUUGCAGAGAAGGAAGUAUGGCUCUGUUUGUCCUUGUCGUUGUUGCGUUCACAGUGGCUCUGAGCCAGUGAAGUGCCAGGGUGCAGCACUGGGGGAAGCAAUGGACUUCAACCCUCUCAAUAAUGGCACUCAGUGGUACUUUAUACAUGAAGGAUUCUCUGUAGGUGCUGGCUGAUUAUGUUCAUGUAAAAGAAUUAGUCACUCUGAAACUGUUAUACCUACCGUGAUGUUUAGUGCAGGCAGAGUGCUCAUUUGUUUUAAGAAAGUUUAAAAAAAUGAUGGUGGUUUCCACAAUGCAUCUGCACCUCGUUCUCAGUGUUAAAAGUUGCACACCUUUGAGAUUUCAUUUGUGAAGAUAUCCUCUGUGAUUGAGGUGAGAAUCAUAUCUGCAGGGUGUUUUCCACAAUUCUCUUAACUCCGCCCUUGUUAAAGUGAAGAUGCUCAGAGCGGCUGGCAACCGACAA
Messenger RNA from Megalops cyprinoides (Indo-Pacific tarpon), 3213 nucleotides. RefSeq names its product dual specificity phosphatase 8a (gene dusp8a). The record is from RefSeq and is a predicted model, not a curated record. Gene Ontology annotation, cellular component: cytoplasm. Gene Ontology annotation, biological process: negative regulation of MAPK cascade; protein dephosphorylation. The transcript has 7 exons. Gene Ontology annotation, molecular function: MAP kinase tyrosine/serine/threonine phosphatase activity; protein binding; protein tyrosine/threonine phosphatase activity. Bases 450 to 2378 code for a protein of 642 amino acids. Lineage: Eukaryota; Metazoa; Chordata; Actinopteri; Elopiformes; Megalopidae.